AUGCCGACUCCCACUCCUAAACCUCCUAAUGGCUCUGCUCAAACACCUAUAACACCCAGCGUGCAUAUUCCCAAGACAGUUGCUUGUACAAUAGACGUUUGUGACUAUAUCAACAAGAUUGGCUUCAGCCCAAAAGAAUUUAUGGUGACCUUUUUCUCUUCGACUCACGAAGAAUUGAAUUCCCGCCAACGUUUCAUGAAGAUUGGCUUGGGAAUCAAGACCACCCGGUCAAUUGUCAAGAAUCUUGGCAAUCUGACUAGGACCAGCGAUGUAGGCGAAGAAGGCUGGGAGAAAAUAAUCUUGGAAGAGGCCUCUGCAAUUGUGAAUCAGCAGGAAGUCAUGAGGGGUUAUUUUCCCGCAGGAGCUUUCACGAGUUCGAACCGCAUCACACCUGACUACUUCGGUGAAGGUGCAGCGGAGCAUCGUGCCAAACAAAUCCAGACUGGGAUGCCCUUCCUUCAUUCCCUAAUACGAAGCAAGCUCUCCCUUAGCAUGAAGAACAAGAAGCCGACCGACGACAAAGAGGAUGAACAUGUCGAGGCGGCGCACCCCUUGCAGUCCCAGGCUAGCACUCCACCUGGUGACAACCCCAAUUCCGGGGAGAGCGGGAUCGAAGGGGCGUUGGAUGAGGACACCGUCUUGUCCCUCGAGAACCUGGUUUUCGUGAAACCAAAUGCGGCAAGCCUGGCCGGGCAUAAAAUCGAAACAGCGAAAUGCGCGGACGAGGCGGCUAGCAUCGCCACAUUUUUGGACGCCAUGGACUCUGCGGACCGCAAGCCAGUGGAAGUUGGUUUGUUUGCGCCGUCCCCUUCAGACAUGGAACACUGGGUCUUAGUUAUCAAAUCACAACUCGCCCAAGCACUAUUGGAAUUCUCGAGUCACCUACCUGGAGUCCCCGAGGCCAACAAGCUACCAAAGCUGUCAUGUCGACCACCACCUAUAGACCAAAUUGCAUUGCACAAGCCGAACAUACACUUUCUCCGUAUGAUGGAUGCGCCUGACUCGUCUGCCGAUGGGGUUUCACGAGUUCUAGACGCAGUAAUGGGCCAAACCGGUGUCGACAAAGACGAGUAUGCCAAGAGGGUGUUAAUCGCGGCGGGAGACGUUGGCUCGAACCAGCUACUUGAAAGCUUGCGAGUUAAGCGCUAUCCACCGGUGAAAGCACUUGAGGGCAUUGAUUGGGUCCUGUCUAUCUUUGGUGGUGCGCAUACCAAUUGGAAUUUUGCGAAGGCCAUAUGGGGUCUUCAUUGGGGUGAUUCUGGGAAUGGACAUGAUUCCGGGGUGUGGCGAUCAGCUCAUGCCUUAGGUGGUGAGUACAAGAAGCCACCGCAAUCGCAAGAUUUCAACAGCAUCAUGCGAUCUUUGCAAAUCGUUCAUAAAGCAACCCUGGUGUUUAUUCUCAAACAGGUGAUCGAGGCUGAAGAACACGUCAACUGGACCGAAGAGGCAGAUAUUCUACGAAUAUUUGAUAAGGGACAUGGGACGGACAUUGAACGCCUCACGUAUCGCUUUUCGAACAACAUUCCAUUGAAAUCGUUUUGUCCACAGCUACGAAUGCUCAUGCAGCUACUCAGAUCCCUAUCCGGUCACAAGAUGGUCUACCAGCCCAACCCAAACACAAUCACUGACGCCUCGAUGAAGGCGUUUCUCAGCUAUGCUCAGGAACAUUUAGGCAAUAAAUCUACCGCGCGGCCCCCCCCAAUGACCGUUAACGUUUGGCGCGAGGGACAUGAGCAUAUGGUUGGAUUGAUUAAUGCCGAUAAAGCGGCUGGUCGAUCGUCUCGAUUUCGGUGGGGCGCGUCUGAUGUGUUGUCUUCGUGGGAAAACCCUGAGGCCCAGGGCGAGGACUGA
Molecule: messenger RNA, 1851 nt
Organism: Melampsora larici-populina 98AG31
Lineage: Eukaryota; Fungi; Basidiomycota; Pucciniomycetes; Pucciniales; Melampsoraceae
Exons: 6
Coding region: 1-1851 (616 amino acids)
Source: RefSeq, a predicted model, not a curated record